CAUUUUUAACAACAUGCAAAGAUUUUUCCUUAAAAUCUUCCAUUUAUAUAUACAGGAAUCAUAAUCCGCAUCAAAACCCCUGUCACUACAUCAAGAAAAUGUUGACAUUUUCUGCACCAAUUUCUUUGCUUUGUAAACUGCCUCCUCAAGUGAAAUUUACGACCAAAGAUAAGUGAAGAAAACCAGGAUCAGUCCAGAUGAAACUUUCAGAAUACCCCAAAAAUGGUCCAGCGUUGAGAUCUUUAUAAGCCCAGGAUUUCGAUUUUAAAUCAAACCCAAAGAUAGUCACAGUGGAUAAAUUCCUUGCCUCCCGAAAUACGAUGGAUGCCCAAUAGGCCUUAGUACCACCUGAGAGAGACCCUUCCACCUGAGAAAUAUUCGAUUUCACAGUGAGUUUUGAGUUACAAACUUCACAACUCACAAGCAACAAACCUUGUCAAUUCCCCCCAAGAAAAAGAAAAAAAAAAAAAAAAAUCCUUCUCUUAUUUUUUGUUUUCAAAAUGAAUUCAGUAAGUAGCAGUAGCCAAUUGAAGAUCCACCUUCCACAUUUCUCGGAGCCCCACUCACGAAAUGUCUCCGAUACACGAAAACUUCAGCUCCCAUUUUCUUCUUCUUCAUUUCCAACUCUGUAUUUCUCGCGGUCUCUAGGGUUUCCAUUUCGCUCUGAUUUUAAUUUCGCACAUUGGAGCAGCACAAGGUUUGUAAUCAGCAAGUGUGUAAAUGGGAAAUCUUCGGAUCCUCUGGAACCGGGUUCGGGUCUAAACGAUGCAACCGGACCAGCUCAGGUGCCUAAACAAAAGGACAUUUCUAUUGUGAAGAUCUUGAAGGAAUCAAAUUCCCUUUUGCCUCAUGUAGUCCUUGCUAGUACACUGUUGGCUCUUGUCUAUCCGCCUUCUUUUACAUGGUUUACCACCAGGUACUAUGCACCUGCAUUGGGGUUUCUAAUGUUUGCAGUAGGGGUUAAUUCCAGAGAGAAUGAUUUCCUUGAAGCAUUCAAGAGACCAGCAGCUCUUUUUGCUGGUUAUGUUGGCCAAUUUGUUGUGAAACCUCUGCUAGGAUAUUUUUUUGGCAUUAUCUCAGUCACACUUUUUGGUCUUCCAACCUCCAUCGGUGCUGGGAUUAUGUUGGUUUCUUGUGUUAGUGGGGCUCAGCUCUCAAGUUAUGCUACUUUUCUCACAGACCCACAAAUGGCCCCUCUAAGCAUUAUUAUGACAUCAUUGUCUACUGCUACUGCAGUAUUUGUCACACCAAUGUUAUCACUCUUGCUCAUUGGAAAAAGACUUCCUGUUGAUGUAAAAGGAAUGGUGUUUAGCAUUACGCAGAUUGUAGUUGCACCCAUUGCUGCAGGCUUGCUAUUGAAUCGGUUCUUCCCCAAGAUCUGUAAUGCUAUUCGGCCAUUUUUGCCUCCACUAUCAGUAUUAGUGACAGCUCUUUGUGUUGGAGCCCCACUUGCGAUUAACAUCAAGUCUCUUCUAUCUCCUUUCGGAGCAACCGUUUUGUUCCUCAUUGUUGCAUUCCAUUUGUCAGCAUUCAUAGCUGGUUAUGUCUUUACUGGUUUAGUGUUCCAUAAGGCACCUGAUGUGAAAGAGCUGCAAAGAACACUUUCCUAUGAGACAGGUAUGCAAAGCAGUCUUCUGGCCCUUGCACUUGCAAAUAGGUUCUUCCAAGAUCCACUUGUGAGUGUGCCUCCCGCAGUCUCGACUGUAAUCAUGUCUUUAAUGGGCUUCUCUCUUGUGAUGAUUUGGGCUAAGAGGAAAGAAUAACAGUAUGAUAAAACAGAACUAUGAGUGACGUAUCGGAACUUUGUCCAUCCGUCAUCCUCAAGUGAAUGGGCAGUGUAGAAGCUGUCAUGGAGCACUUGAAGAUGGGACCUUCCACUAGCUUUUGUGCUGGCUACAGGAGGAUCUAAGAAGGAAUUGAUUUUAGAAAAUAUGGAUUGGCACUUUGGUUUGUUCGAAUCAGAUUCUGAUUUUAGGCAGUUGCAGAGCAGUUUCUUUCUCCAAUUGUUAGGAGCCUUUUGUAGUUAUUUUGUGAAGACCUGGGAAAAGCUUCAUUCUUAAGGAAGAGCAUAUCAAAUUGCUUUGUGAAGACAUUGGGGUAAUUCUUUGUGCUUAAAAGAGCAUAUCAGUGUCAGCUGUGCGUGUGUGCAGGUGUGUCGGUGUUAUGGACUUUUUGCUAGUUUCUCCAUAAACAUCGAUUUAGAGUAACUUUUGUCAAUAUUACUUCACUUAAUAACUUUAUAUAAUUUUAAUUUUUAAUUUUUAAUUUUUAUAA
Molecule: messenger RNA, 2274 nt
Organism: Quercus robur (English oak)
Lineage: Eukaryota; Viridiplantae; Streptophyta; Magnoliopsida; Fagales; Fagaceae
Product: probable sodium/metabolite cotransporter BASS6, chloroplastic
Exons: 8
Coding region: 501-1763 (420 amino acids)
Cellular component (GO): membrane
Source: RefSeq, a predicted model, not a curated record